AGGAAGUGCGUCGACCGGCUCCUCGCCGCUCGGCUCGAUGCUUGCGCGACUCGCGAGCCUUCUCCACCGACGUGCGUGACGCCUGACCAAGCACCGCGCCCCGCCGCCGUCGCCACCGCCUACCUCCGCCGCAGGAGACGGGGUCGGCAUCGGCACGGCACGAUGAGGAGCAGCGAGGCCAUGGAGCUCCUGGGCUUCCCUCCCUACUCCCGCCCAUCCCCUUCCGAGGUGAAGGCUGCGUAUAGAAGAAUGGUGAUGGAGUCCCAUCCUGAUCGUGUCCCAACGCAUCUGAAAUCGCAGGCUGAGUCGAAAUUCAAGGAGAUAUCAGAAGCAUAUUCUUGUUUGAAGGAUGGAAGAAGAUCAGGGAGUAGGAUGGAAGUUCAUGUUAUGCGUUCUGGUGUUCCGACUGGCUACGGAAGAUCAAAUAGAACGUUGGUUAAAGCCCCAUUUCUACUCAUAAUGUUUGCGGCAGUUUCUUUUGGUGCCUUUAGCGCAUCAAGGGCAUAUCAACGGCAAAAGGAACUGUGUUCCUCCCAGAACCCCUUUCUACCAUAGAGGAAGACAAUGGGCUCUAUCCAUAUUCAUUCAUAGGCGAGAAGAGUUUCUUGUACAUUGUACAGAUGUAAAACAAUCACAACUGUCCUGAAUAAACGUACCAACCGGUGUCUUCUGACCUUGUUGUUUCAGACUUCAAAGCAUGUAAAAUCAUUUUUUUUUUGUUUCCUGAUUUCGUCUGCCUUGUUGCUACGUUCAGUUAGCUUUGCUUUAAAAUUAAAACUGCUUCAAAGCCGACCA
Messenger RNA from Sorghum bicolor (sorghum), 795 nucleotides. RefSeq names its product chaperone protein DnaJ. Gene Ontology annotation, cellular component: cytoplasm; nucleus. Bases 163 to 555 code for a protein of 130 amino acids. The record is from RefSeq and is a predicted model, not a curated record. NCBI's taxonomy places the organism in Eukaryota, Viridiplantae, Streptophyta, Magnoliopsida, Poales, Poaceae. The transcript has 6 exons. Gene Ontology annotation, molecular function: protein-folding chaperone binding; protein folding chaperone.